AUGGCACAGCCAGAAAGUUACAUCAAAGUCCAGACCAAGGUUGACGUGCACAGCCUUGUGAGUAGUGUAAAGCUCCAAUGCAUAGGUACCGAGCUCUCUUCCAAUACCACUCAUCUUGACACCACCAAAUGGAACGUGGAUGUCAGAGUCACCGUUGGAGUUGAUGAACACCAUACCGGCCUGCAGCUUGGAAGCAACCUUGUGGGCCUUGGUGAUGUUGUUGGAAAACAAAGCAGCAGCAAGACCGUAGGUGGUGUUGUUGGCUCUCUUGAUAACCUCAGCAGUGGUUUUGAACUUGGCAAUUGCAACAACAGGACCAAAGAUCUCUUCACGGGAAAUGGUCAUGUCGUCGGUACAGUCACCAAACACAAAUGGACUGGCAAAGUAUCCCGGACCGUCGUGGAACUUUCCGGUCAAAAGUUUGGCACCUUCCUUCUGUCCGAUCUCAACGUACUUCUUAACCUUCUCGUACUGAAGAGAAGAAACGAGUGGACCAAUGGUGCAACCUUUCUCGAAUGGACCAGCCACCUUGGCGUUUUCCUCGGUGAACUUGACAAACUCCUCCACGAACUUGUCGUAGAUGGACUCCUCCACGUAAAAUCUAGAAGUGGAGGUACAAACUUCACCCUUGUUGUAGAAGAUACCACUGUAUCCCCAUUCGACAGCUUUCUUCAAGUCGCUGUCGGCAAAGACAAUGAACGGAGACUUACCACCACAUUCCAAAGUGACGUUCUUCAAGUUGGAUUUGGCAGCAGCCUCCAUGAUUCUUUGACCAGUGGCAGUGGAUCCGGUGAAGGCAACCUUGUUGAUGUCUGGGUGGGAGGCAAGGGUAGCACCGGCGUCCUUACCGUAACCAGAAACAAUGUUGACCACACCUUUUGGGAGACCAGCCUCCAAAAUGACCUUACCGAAAUAAAUAGCAGACAAUGGGGUAAUCUCAGACGACUUGAGCACCACCGUGUUACCGGUGGCCAGAGCAGGUCCGAGCUUCCAUGCCAUCAUCAUGAAUGGGAAGUUCCAUGGAAUGAUAGAUGCAACAGCACCCAAUGGGACAGGGUCGGUGAAGCACAUCUUAUCUUUACCGAGAACUUCAGCACCGAUAUACUGGCCGUGGAUCUUGUCAGCAAAGCCAGCGUAGUACUUGAACACUUCGUAGGCCUCCACAAUGUCUCCCGCAAGACAUUCUUCUUCGUAAGGCUUUCCGUUGUCCCAAGACUCCAGGGAGGCAAUCAACUCGACAUCUCUUUUGAUAAUCUCGUAGAUCUUGUAGAGGUAGUCGCCUCUUUGAGAACCAGUGAGGCCAGACCAAGACUCGUCCUCAAAAGCGUCAACAGCAGCCUGGACGGCCAAAUUGACCUCCUUUUCGCCCGCCGCAUAAACAGAGGCGAUGGUUUUCCCUGUGGCCGGGUCAAUCGAAUCAAUAGUGGUGUCUGUCUUGACCCAUUCGUUGUUGAUGAACAACCCCAAAGGUUGUUCGAUGGUCUUGUUGUUAGGAGUGACUCGUAUGCCCCGGGAGAGGUCAAGUGCCCUUCGUACUUGAAUGAAUCUGAUUACAACACAGACACCAGACACGGUCUUAUUCGUGCUGCUACCAGUUUGAGCGACGACGAAGCAGAUUGGAUCGAGGAACGUGACAACAUCACAAACACCAACCUUCGGUGGUUCUUGAAGCUCGCCAACCUCACAGACUUUGAUACUGACGACUUCCUCGACACUUUGAGUGAGGAGAGUAAAACAAACUCCUCUAUUCUCAGCACCCCACGUAUAGGCUUAGCUUUUAGCGGCGGUGGCUAUAGAGCAAUGUUGGGUGCUGCAGGUCAGAUCGCCGGUUUGGAUAACAGAACCGACGGCUGCUACGACCAUGGUGUGCCUAUUCUCUCUUCUGUUUCGUACAUCGCCGGUCUGUCUGGUGGUUCUUGGUUCCUUUCCUCGUUGGCUUUCAACAACUGGACCUCGGUCCAGGACAUUCUGGACCAGAACGGCCAGGACAAUGCGAUUUGGGACCUUGAGGAUUCCAUUCUCUCCAGCGGCGGACUGUUCCACACCCUUGGGUACUGGAGUUCCAUCAGUGACGACAUUGAAGCCAAGAAAGAUGCCGGUUAUGACAUCACUCUUACGGAUCCGUGGGGAAGAGCUCUGUCUCACCAGUUUUUCCCUAAUCUGUCCGAUUACGGCGCAUCCAUGACGUUCUCGUCAAUUAGAGAGUUCCCGGUGUUCGAGAAUCACGAAAUGCCGUUCCCUAUUGUCGUUACCGACGGAAGAACUCCGGGCACGGAAAUCAUCUCCGAGAACUCCACUGUUUUCGAGAUCAAUCCUUUCGAGAUGGGUUCCUGGGACCCAACUCUGUACUCGUUCACCGACCUCGAGUAUAUCGGUACCAACGUCAGCAACGGUAAGCCCGUCAACGAUACCUGUAUUGGAGGCUUUGACAACACCGGAUUCGUGUUCGGAACCUCAUCGUCUCUUUUCAACGAAGUUCUGCUCGAACUUAACGGCAGCGACACGUCCAGCUUCCUUUCCUCUUUGCUCGAGGACUUCUUGCAGGGCGUUGGCUUUGACGACAACGAUAUCGCCGAUUAUAAGCCAAAUCCAUUCUACGGGUCUGAGUUUGCUUCUUCCAAAGACAUUGUCACUUCUGAGUCGCUUGACCUCGUGGACGGUGGUGAGGACUACCAGAACAUCCCAUUGCACCCAUUGAUCCAGCCAGAAAGACAGAUCGAUAUCGUCUUUGCGUAUGAUAACUCAUACGACACAGACACUUACUGGCCUAACGGAACCUCCUUAGUGUACACUUACGAGCGUCAAUUUUCUAGCAUGGCAAACCAUACUGCAUUCCCAUACGUUCCAGACCAAACUACGUUUUUGACCAAGAACCUGACAUCCAAGCCAACUUUCUUUGGAUGCUACUCGUCCAACUUGACUUCACUUAUGGACGAGGUGGGAUCCGACCACGUUCCUCCGCUUGUGGUCUAUAUUGCCAACAGACCGUACUCCUACUACACCAAUACCUCCACUUACAAGAUGUCCUACAGUAACGAGGAAAAGCUCGGCUUUUUCCAGAACGGAUUCGAAGUUUCCACCAGAAACAACCUCACUGCCGACGACGAAUACCGGGCGUGUAUUGGAUGCGCCAUCUUGCAGAGAUCCAGAGAAAGACUCGGUCUCGAGAUGGGCGACCAGUGCCAGAGGUGUUUUGACGAAUAUUGUUGGGACGGCACUCUAGAUACCAACGAGAAUGACAUCGGUGUCAACUUCACCCAGAGCGGUCUCACUUCUGGCGAUGAGCAGACGGAGGCCAAGAAGAGCGGAGCCGCCAAACUUGCUCAAGAAGGUCUUUUCUUGAAACUCGUGUUUGUCGAGCCGGUCGAGGACUGUUUACCGUGUCAAGUUCUGGGAUCCGCAGCUGCUAUUGGAGCGGGCGUUUUCUUCGGAUCAGGCUACCUUUUCAAAGGCGAUCCGGACUUCAAGAAAAACCCAGCCUGGUGGAGAUCCAGCGUCAGAGGUCUGGGCGGAGCACUUUUCGCUCUGGGACUAUACAGGGCUGGUCAGCACUGGCUCUGGGAUAAGGACAUCAGUUCCCAGCCCAACAGCGAGCUCAAGUGA
Messenger RNA from Ogataea philodendri, 3603 nucleotides. RefSeq lists its product as uncharacterized. Gene Ontology annotation, molecular function: A2-type glycerophospholipase activity. The coding region runs from base 1 to 3603 and encodes 1200 amino acids. Lineage: Eukaryota; Fungi; Ascomycota; Pichiomycetes; Pichiales; Pichiaceae. The record is from RefSeq and is a predicted model, not a curated record. The transcript has 4 exons. Gene Ontology annotation, biological process: glycerophospholipid catabolic process. Gene Ontology annotation, cellular component: plasma membrane; cytosol; intracellular membrane-bounded organelle.